UAUGAAAGCCCUUAAUUGAACACUGAAAAACUCAGGUUAAACUUCAAAUUACCGGCCAAAUUCUCCGGCGACUGCUACAUUCUCUCCAUCUUUUCCGGCAGCUCAAAUCGAGCUUAAAAUAUUAAUCAGAAUAGUUGAUAUGCUUUUGGAAUGAGGAUGAAGAAGAAAAUGACACCAGAGAUGGUUGGUCUAUCUGUUGGAGAGAAGAACUUUAUUAAGGGUGGUAUUGCCCAGGAUCUGCGAAAUGAUGGUAGAAAACGGCUAACUUAUCGACCAAUUUAUGUGGAAACAGGUGUUAUUCCUCAGGCAAAUGGAUCUGCAAGAGUCAAGUUGGGUGAAACUGAUGUUAUUGCCAGCGUUAAGGCGGAACUUGGGAAACCACGUGUAUCUCAUCCUGACCAGGGAAAGGUUUAUAUUUACGUAGAGUGCAGUCCCACAGCAGAGCCAUCAUUUGAGCGCAGAGGAGGUGAUGAAUUGUCCACAGAGCUCUCGAUAGCACUUGAGCGGAGUCUCUUGGGUGGUAAAAGUGGAGCAGGGGCUGGAAUCAAUCCGGCAUCUCUCUUGAUCAAAGAAGGAAAAGUAUGCUGGGAUCUGUAUGUCGAUUGCCUUGUUAUUAGUUCUGAUGGAAAUCUGCUGGACGCACUAGGUGCCGCUAUCAAGGCUGCAUUGAGCAAUACAGGUAUUCCGAGAGUUCAGGUUCGUGAAGCUGCCUCAUCCGAUGAGCAGGCAGAUGUCGAUGUCAGUGAUGAAGAAUUUCUGCAAUUCGACACCAGUGGAGUACCCGUCAUAGUUACUUUGACAAAGGUUGGGAGGCACUACAUUGUCGAUGCAACUUCAGAAGAGGAAUCGCUAAUGAGCUCAGCUGUUUCCAUUUCUGUUAAUCGACAUGGAAUGAUAUGUGGAUUGACUAAACGAGGAGGUGCAGGGUUAGACCCUAGUGUCAUACUCGACAUGAUAUCUGUCGCGAAACAUGUAAGUGAACAACUACUAAACAAACUUGAUUCGGAGAUAGAAGCCGCUGAAAGAGCAAAUGAAGAAGAACCAUGACAUAGCUCGACGGAUUUUUACCUAUAUAUAGUUGUUCAACCUCACUAAUAUUUUGCAGCUAAGUGAAGCUAAACUUUUGUUAUAUCAAUUUGUAACGGUGGUGUUCGUGUAAUCAUUUGUAAGAGUUAGAUUUUUAGGACCCUUCCGCGAGUACAUGGCGCUCGCGGUGUAGUUGUGAAGCGAUUUGGAUUCGAUUGUUUUGUUGAUCAAACAUUGCUGCGCAUGGAUGGUUGUAUACUGGUUCAUUUGAAAAUGAUCUUCAAAAUCUUUUGAUUUCUCUCUUCA
Messenger RNA from Capsicum annuum, 1332 nucleotides. Its product is annotated as exosome complex exonuclease RRP42. The coding region runs from base 151 to 1047 and encodes 298 amino acids. Gene Ontology annotation, biological process: nuclear polyadenylation-dependent rRNA catabolic process; U5 snRNA 3'-end processing; U4 snRNA 3'-end processing. The record is from RefSeq and is a predicted model, not a curated record. The transcript is spliced from 9 exons. NCBI's taxonomy places the organism in Eukaryota, Viridiplantae, Streptophyta, Magnoliopsida, Solanales, Solanaceae. Gene Ontology annotation, cellular component: nuclear exosome (RNase complex); cytoplasmic exosome (RNase complex).